UGCUAUGCACGCUGAUGCUAGACUAGUGGUCACGUGGUACAGUUCCCGUUCUAUAAGUGUAGAAUUCUGUGACUCUAGAUCAUCUCUUGCGUUGAAGGUAAAUCCGUUGCUCAAUGCUCUUUGCCCUGCCCACUGCCCACAUGACCGGUGACUGACAGGUUAUCAAAGACCCAGCGGCCUACAAUGGUCCGAAAGCACUAUUAAAAGCUGUACAGAGCGUUGUCACGGACAAAAAUGCUCUCUUCCUGGACAUCGGGGCCGGGACUGGACUCGUUGGGGAAGUGCUAAAUGAGUCAGGCUACAAGAACCUCCACGCCCUCGAACCACAGCCCAAGUUCGCUGAACUUACCGGAAGCAAGGGAUUCUACUCCAAAGUUUUCACGCAAUUUAUUGGUGGGGAUUCGCCAGUUUCAGCACCUGACGACACCUAUGACGUCUUAGUGUCCAGCGGAGCUUUUGCCCCAGGCCACAUCCCCUGCAGUGCAAUUCCUGAGGCGAUUCGCCUAGUUAAACCAGGUGGCUAUAUAAUAAUCUGCCUGCGUGAAGAAAAUUUGACGAUAGCGACCGAAUACAGAGGCCGCCUAGAACCUUUGUGGAACAAGCUGGAAGAGGAGACCAAGUGGAAACUAAUCGAAAAAACGCGCUACCCGAAUCAUUACGCUGACAAAGGCGGCCUGUGCAUCCUCUAUAGAGUUUGCUAAACUCCAUUUCGUUGGCCAGCUGUUAAAAUGUACUCAACCUAUAAUUUUGGUUUUCGUUCGGUACCGUUUGCAAAGGAUUAAAAAGUAUUUUAUUGGAAUUCAAAUCAUGAUGAAAAAUAGAUAGAAAAAUAACAUAAUUGUUUGUACAGUUGUUAAAAAAUAAAAGUGUUCUUUUAUAUUAUAUCUCCUGUAUAAUUUUGGUUUCUGGGCUUAGAUUAUAAAAUCGUGCAAUUUUCAGAAUUUAUACAGCUUAUAUUAAAAGCAGCUUCUAUUGAGUAAAACAGGAUUGGAAUUUUUUUUCUUUUCAGGAAAUGAGGGUAAAUGACCACUGCCUGUUUGUUUAUUGACACAGUUUGAUAUGUAUAGGCCAUACCUAUACGCGUAAAUAAAGUUCUAGAACAGACGGAAAAAUUGCCAAGUGAAAUGGGUUGCCGUUGUAUAAGAAAUCAAAAUUAUGAUUUUUUUAAAAAUAGGUACAUGUACAUUAUACAGUGUGCUGUGCAACGUUAUUUUAAAAAUAUAUGUACCAUAUAUUACUCAGGCUCAAUAAAGAAAUAUAACACCGUGA
Aplysia californica (California sea hare) is the source of this 1269-nucleotide messenger RNA. Its product is annotated as methyltransferase-like protein 27. Gene Ontology annotation, molecular function: S-adenosylmethionine-dependent methyltransferase activity. The record is from RefSeq and is a predicted model, not a curated record. NCBI's taxonomy places the organism in Eukaryota, Metazoa, Mollusca, Gastropoda, Aplysiida, Aplysiidae.